Molecule: messenger RNA, 4277 nt
Organism: Misgurnus anguillicaudatus (oriental weatherfish)
Lineage: Eukaryota; Metazoa; Chordata; Actinopteri; Cypriniformes; Cobitidae
Source: RefSeq, a predicted model, not a curated record
CUCGUCACAUUAAAUAUUUUGGCGUAAAUUAAGUUGUGAUUUCGAUUUCCGAUCUAAAAUAAAAUAUCAUCGAUCAUCAUUAUAAUCUUUGGUAUUAUAGAUUAUAUUUUCACGUUCCAGGGUCUAAACAUAUAAGGAAAUCCUCCUUACAUAGAAAAACACUUAACUAGUGAACCAGGAAGUUCCUGACAGAAUGAAAGGAAAGUUACAGCUGAAUUUCCGUCGUGUCGUUUCAUCAUUUUUCUGCUGAAUGUUGUAUGUAGUUUGUUUGGAUAAACUAAACUGUGUGCUAAAAUGUCGGCGUCUGACACACAAAUGUUUUGUGUGUUUUAGUUGUUGUCAUGUAUUCAGAGAGUGUCUGAAGGUCUUAUAGGAAGGACAUGGACUUUAUUUGACAGCUGCGUUGUCGGUUGGAUGUAAGCUGUUCAGAAAUACACUUACCCGAUCAUGUCAUCACCAUCCGCCAGUACGAUGACAGCGAGUACAGUAAAUCACCUCUGGUCCCUGAAUGAUGUUCUGGGUCAGGGGGCAACAGCAAGCGUCUACAAAGCACGAAACAAGAAAACAGGUGAGCUGGUAGCAGUAAAGGUCUUCAAUGUGGUGAGCUACAACAGGCCGUAUGAAGUUCAGAUGAGGGAGUUUGAUGUGCUGCAGAAGCUCAAUCACGUCAACAUUGUUAAACUUUUUGCUGUGGAGGAGAUGCAUAUGAACCCGAAGCAUAAGGUUCUUGUGAUGGAGUACUGCUCAGGUGGCAGCCUGCUAAACCUGCUGGAGGAGCCCGAAAAUGCUUUUGGACUUCCAGAGUCCGAGUUUCUCAUUGUAUUGCAGUGUGUGGUCCAAGGGAUGAACCACUUGCGGGCGAAUGGGGUGAUCCACAGGGACAUCAAACCUGGCAAUAUUAUGAGGCAGGUGGGUGAAGAUGGACGCUCGGUGUACAAGCUCACAGACUUUGGUGCUGCCCGUGAGUUGGAGGAUGAUGAGAAGUUUAUUUCUAUAUAUGGCACAGAGGAAUACCUGCACCCUGACAUGUAUGAACGUGUAGUGAUGAGGGAACCCCAGCAGAAAGCUUAUGGAGUUUCUGUGGAUCUUUGGAGUAUUGGUGUCACCUUUUAUCAUGCCGCGAGUGGCAGCCUUCCCUUUUUACCGUUCGGAGGCCCAAGGAAAAACAAGAAAACUAUGUACAAGAUCACAACAGAAAAGCCUGAGGGAGCCAUAGCAGGUGUACAGAAAGUAGCGGACGGCCCUAUUGAAUGGAGCUACCAUCUGCCACAUUGCUGUCAGCUCUCAGAAGGUUUGAAGACCCAGAUGGCCCCAGUGUUGGCCAGCAUACUGGAGGCCAAUCAGGAGAAGUGCUGGGACUUCGUCCAGUUCUUCACGGCCACCACUGACAUCCUGAACCGCAUCACGGUCCAUAUCUUCUCUCUCCAGCAAGCCACAGCACACAGCAUCUACAUCCAUUUUCACAACACAGUCUCUAUCUUUUUUGAGGACGUUCAGGCUCAGACUGGGAUAGAACCUGCGGUUCAGCAGUAUCUGUUUCAGGGUCAUCCUCUUAUAUUGGAGCCAAGCAUGAAAGUAGUCAACCUCCCUCCCACCAGUCCAGAUCGACCUAUUAUUCUGAUCAGCCGAAGGCCAGAGAAACUAGUUGGACUCCCAUACAGAGAGCCUGAAGCCCUAGUUAUGCCCGCCAAAUUUGAUCUCAUGACAGAUUACACUUUCACAAAGGCCAUUGUUAGGGUCAUCCAUCAGUACCUGCGAAUCGCUCGAUCUAUGCAGAAGUACAGAGAGUUGAUCCUGCAGGGAUUAUAUAGCUACGUUGAAACCACGGGCUUAGAAACCAGUAAUGUAGCACACAGGAUUGCCAUGGUGAAUAUGAAGCUCAUGUCCUGCGUCGGCACAGAGGAGAACCUCCAUAAAUUCACUCACAAGUUUGCACAUGAGUUUCCAGACUUGACAGACAAGAAGAAGCUGACCCUGAUUGAAGAGGACCUGCAGAGGAUGUACGCCAGUGGAAUUAAAGAGUUUCAGACCCAGUUACAACAUCUGCAUGUCAUGCUGUCUAAACAUUCAGAGACACUGGCUCAAGACAAGAGCAUCCAGAAGUUGGAAGUUCUGUUGGGGAAAAUUACUGCAGUUCACGAGCAGUACUGCAGAGACAGAGCGGCAGGAAAGCUCAGCUAUAAUGACGAACAAAUCCACAAGUUUGAAAAGCUCAAUUUGGCAUCUUAUAUAAAGAAAGUGAAGGCGUUGUUCAAGGACGACUGUGUGCAGAAAUAUCAGGAUGUUCUCGUGGCUGCUGGGAGCUGCAACAGAGUGCUGCAAGAGAUCCAGUCAAGUCUGGAGCACUUUAGUGGCAUCCUACGACAGCGGAUGGGAGAUGUGCAUGUGUGUGAAGCCCAGCAGAACAAGGUGCUGGAAAGUGCUGUGCUUAAAGCUCUUCACCAGCCAGUAGGAGCUGAGGGCAUCGAAGGAUCAAAAAAAGAGGACCACAUGAUUCUCAGAAUGAACAGAUUGAAAGACGAGAUGGAGGCUGUGGCACGAGAGCUACAGAAUAACAACAACAUCAUAGAAAAACUUGGGGUGAAUACCCCGAAACUGCCAGUGGAGAAACAAAUACCUCAACCUAACCGGAUGUGAAGAUCUCAAAAGACACCACAAUAAAAGGGAAAACAUAAAGAGAAACUGAAACAAUUAAUAGAGCACAAAAAGAUAUCUCAAAACAAAACUCUGUUUACACUUGACAUACUUUUGUCUAUGUUUAUAGCAAAAACAUUUUAAUGUUUUUAUUUUUAUUUUUUUUAUAUAACAGUGAACAAUAAUCAAAACUGUACAGACCCAGGGUUCACAUGGACAAGAAAAAUGUGUGGGGGUUUUAGCUGCCAGCGCACUUCUUAAAGAGACACUCCACUUUUAAAAAAAAUGUAUUCAAAAUAUGCUCCCCUAAAGUUAAACACAUUUGAUUCUUACCGUUUUGGAAUCCAUUCAGCUGAUCUCCGGGUCUGGCGCUACCACUUUUAGCAUAGCUUAGCACAAUAGUUCCUAGCCAUAUCUGCUUAGAAAAUCGCAACUUUAAAUUUUCCGUCGGUCUUACCGUGUGUUCAACACCAGCUGCGUUUGAGGCGUCAAAUUUGCGUCUAGUUUGCCGCUUGAACAUUUUCAGUUUACUUGCUUCAUUUGCACAUGAAAUUCUAAUCAUCGAGACAUUCACACGUAAAUUUGUGUCAUAGGAGGGGCUUCUGCGACUCCGCUCGCAUCCUGUAAUCACGUCACUACUAGAGCAAGCUAGUGAUUGGUUAAUGCAGUGCUUUUUUCUGCCAAAGUUCAAUUUUUUCAACUCGCGCGUUUGCCGCGGCAACGCUCAAUUCGCGCGUCUAGGCGGAAUCAGCUCGUGAUUGGUUAACGCAGUGCGUUUUCGCCAAAGUUCAAUUUUUUCAACUUUUCAACAUUUUGAGUUUACUCGCUUCAUUCGAGCAUGAAAUUCUAGUCAUCGAGACAUUCACACGUAAAUUUGCGUCAUGGGAGGGGCAUCUGCGACUCCGUUGCAUCCUGUAAUCACGUCACUACUAGAGCAAGCUCGUGAUUGGUUAACGCAGUGCGUUUUUCUGCCAAAGUUAAAUUUUUUUAACUCCCGCAUUUGCCGCGGCAACGCUCAAUUCGCGCAAAUGAGGCUGAAUCAGCUCGUGAUUGGUUAACGCAGUGCGUUUUCCGCCAAAGUUAAAUUUUUUCAACUUGUGCGUUUGCCGCGGCAACGCUCAAUUACGCGUCAUCACAUUGACUUAAAAUUGAAAUCACUCGUGCUUGUCGCCUCUACCACGGCUGGUGUGAACGCAGCAUUGGUACACGAUGUAACUACAGAAGAGUCAAGUUUUAAAUAUGAAGAAUAUCAAAACUCUUUGGUUAUUUUUAAGCGCGAUGCUAAUGGUCUAAUCAGAUUCAAUGGAUUAUGCUAAGAUGUGCUAAAAGUAGUUUCUGGAAAAUGAGCAUAUUUUAAAAAAAAGUGAAGUGUCCCUUUAAGGGAACAAUUCACAUUAGUGACACUAUUACAUGUAGUUAAAAUUGUGAUUCACAAUAAUACAUUGCCGUUAAAAGCCAAUAAGAAAACCUCAACAGUUCCAAAAAGUUUAAUUUAAAGUUACGACAGAUCAAUACUCCUACCGCAGCAGUUCUACUGUGUGACCUAGAGAUCCUUUUGCUUGGGUAUUGAUGGCAUUGUGCAUUCAGCCGACAAUAAUGUUGUAAUUAUUGCAGAGCCAUGAAAUAAAGGGCUGUUAAAUCUU